Closterium sp. Yama58-4 is the source of this 969-nucleotide messenger RNA. The record is from the annotation of a GenBank genome assembly. Lineage: Eukaryota; Viridiplantae; Streptophyta; Zygnematophyceae; Desmidiales; Closteriaceae.
AUGCUCAUGCGCUCUCUCAUGCGCUCUCACAGGCACUCUCACGAACGCUCUCACGGACGCUCUCACGCGCACUCUCACGCGCUCUCUCACGCACUCUCUCACGCGCACUCUCACGCGCACUCUCACGCGCACUCUCACGCACACUCUCACGGGCGCUCUCGCACGCACUCUCGCACACAUUCUCGCGCGCCCUCUCGCGGGCGCUCUCACAGGCGCUCUCACAGGCACUCUCACGCGCACUCUCACGCGCUCUCUCACGCGCACUCUCACGCGCACUCUCACAUGCUCUCUCUUACUUGCUCUCUCACACGCUCUCUCUCGCGCCUCUCUCGUGCUCACUCACGCACUCUCACGCGCACUCUCACGCGCACUCUCACGCACUUGUAUGCGCACUCUCAUGCGCUCUCUCACAUGCACUCCCACACUCUCUCACGUGCACUCUCCCACGCACUCUCAAGCGCUCUCUCACACGCACUCUCGCGCGCUCUCUCGCACACUCUCUUGCGCGCACUCUUACGCGCACUCUCACGUGCUCUCUCUUGCGCGCUCUCUCACGUGCUCUCUCUCGCAUCUCCCUCUCACGCGCUCUCUCACGCGCUCUCUCACGCGCACUCGCACACGCACUCCCACGCGCACUCUCAUGGCACUCUCAUGCACACUCUCACGUGCACUCUCACGCUCCCUCAAGCACCCUCUCACGCACUCUCUCAUACGCCCCCUCACGCGCUCCCUCACGCACUCUCUCACGCACUCCCUCACGCACUCCCUCACGCCUCUCAUGCGCUCUCUCACACGCUCUCUCAUGCGCUCUCUCGCGUGCACCCUCACGCGCACCCUCACGCGCUCUCUCACUCGCUCUCUCACGCCCGCUCACACGGGCUCUCUCUCACGGGCUCUCUCACGCGCUCUCUCUCGCUCUCUCUCUCUCUCUCGCGCACUCUCACGCCCAUUCUCUCUCUCACACGCUAA